This is a messenger RNA of Tachysurus fulvidraco (yellow catfish), 755 nucleotides long. Its product is annotated as CMRF35-like molecule 8. The transcript has 2 exons. The record is from RefSeq and is a predicted model, not a curated record. NCBI's taxonomy places the organism in Eukaryota, Metazoa, Chordata, Actinopteri, Siluriformes, Bagridae. The coding region runs from base 300 to 686 and encodes 128 amino acids.
UGACAUCACAGUUACGUUGCAGUACACAACUCCACUGGUCAUUAGUUUAGUAUCAGAAACAUGUUUUCUGUUCUUUUGUUUCUGUUACAUUGACAGCAGCUGUUGUAACAACGACACUCAACACUUCACACAGACUUCCUGAGUGGUUUUCUGUCAGCAGCUCAAAAGUGGAAGUGGACAUGAUGUUGCUUUCUACUGACGCCACACAAAAAGACGCCCAGUCACAGAGACAAGGACAGUGCUGGAGUGUCGUAUAACUAAUAUUUUAUUAUUUAUUAUUUUCUGAGUCUGGAUUUAGAAUGAAGAUCCUACUCAUCUUCACCUUCUUCCUGAUUCCAGCUGGUACUGAUGCUGUAACUACAGUAACUGGAUACAGAGGAAGAUCAGUUCAGAUAAAAUGUCCCUAUGAAUCUGGAUAUAAAGAUAACAAGAAGUAUCUCUGCAGAGGUGAAUGUCCCUAUGGGGGGAAUAAAGACAUUCCUGUUGAAUCUGGAUCUCGUGCUAAAGACCCCAGAUUUUCUCUGUAUGAUAACAAAACAGCCCGAGUCUUCACCGUCACCAUCACUGAUCUGAGACCUGAGGAUGGAGGCACUUACUGGUGUGCGAUAGAGCGGAAAUUGAAAGAUAUUUUCACAGAGAUUGUCCUGCAGGUUAAAACAGGUGAGUGUUACACAGAGAAUAAAUAAAUCUCACACAUUAUUUCACUGAUUAUUAAAUAUUGUUAUUGAGGCAGUUUAUGUGCAGUGUGUCCCAAA